Protopolystoma xenopodis is the source of this 408-nucleotide messenger RNA. The record is from the annotation of a GenBank genome assembly. Lineage: Eukaryota; Metazoa; Platyhelminthes; Monogenea; Polystomatidea; Polystomatidae.
CUUCAGAAUUACCCUCAUCUUCCGCCUCACCUUCCGACUACCUCCAGCUUCACCUUCAGUCUCAGUUUUAACUUUAGCUUCAUUUUCAAUUUAAUUACAGGCUCCAACUUCAACUUCAACUUUACCUUCACCUUCACCUUCACCUUCAUCUUCUCGUCCACUCACUCCGAGCCGCCUCAGCUGCGUCCCCCAGCAAACUUAUCGUCCCGGAGGCUCCGGCAACCGAGAAAAUUGCACAGUUACCGAGCCAUGAGAGGCCAGAUAACACGAAGCACUGCAUCAAGUUCACUCUUCUGCUCUACUUUCGCCGGCCACGCGCAUGAUUCUUCAACUUGUUGCGCCAGACAUCAACUACCCUUUGAUGUCCAAUUGACUCUCAAUCAUCUUUGCUUUACUAAAACUUUCUAA